This is a messenger RNA of Caenorhabditis bovis, 915 nucleotides long. The record is from the annotation of a GenBank genome assembly. Lineage: Eukaryota; Metazoa; Nematoda; Chromadorea; Rhabditida; Rhabditidae.
AUGUCGGAACACUCGGAGGAGAUCGAUGAGAAGACGACGAACUCGCACGAUGAUUGUAUGGAUACGGACGCGAUGAAAGAGAUCAAUUUUUUGCUGUCCGGCAAUCGCAACAUCAAAAUCGAGGAGACGCCGGUGUUCAACAUUCGGCUCAUCGCCGAAGUCAAAUCGAGACCCUAUCUGUACGAUCAGGCCGAUGAGGGCUACAAUCUGAUCGCGUGGCGAAAUACGGCGUGGAGCGAGAUUGCCGAGGCGCUCGACACGACCGCCGAGCACGUGAAGACGCGCUGGAAGACGUUGCGCGAUCGCUACAAGAAAGAGGAGAAGAAAGAGCGGCUGACGAAGAAGGCGUCGAGUUGGGUGUUCCAGCGGCCGCUUCGAUUCAUUCAAGCGCACCUCAAAGAUCGACACACCGAUGAGUCGGAAGCGAUCGCGCCGGAAUCGGCCGCGAAAGGCGGCAACGUUUCGCCGAUGGAGGCCACCAUCAAUUUCAUCGAGAGCGAGCUUAUUCGGAAUUCGGAAGCGAACGCGACAACGCCGACGUCGUCGUCGAUGGACGAGUCGAGUGCGGCGUCGACGGCGUCGAGCGCGUCGACGUCGAACAAGCCGGUAAAAGAAGAGGAGCCGUCGGCGGCUUCGCCACCGCCACCACCGCCGCCGGCGAAGCGCGCGCGCGCCUCGAUAUCGGAUGCGGCGGCGGCGGCGUCGCAACGCAACGCCGCCGCCCUCCUCAACAUGUUCCCCGGUGCCGCUUCAUGGCCGGCGGCGACGACGGCGACGCGAAGGCAGGACGACGAGGAGGACGAGAUAUUCGGACGAAUGAUCGCGAUGAAGCUCAACAAGCUCGAUCCAAGGACGAAGGAGCUUGCCAAAAUGCAAGUGCUAAAGGCAAUAUUUGAUGCGCAAUAUGGCUCAUAA